This is a messenger RNA of Cuscuta europaea, 407 nucleotides long. NCBI's taxonomy places the organism in Eukaryota, Viridiplantae, Streptophyta, Magnoliopsida, Solanales, Convolvulaceae. The record is from the annotation of a GenBank genome assembly.
CAGUACAAAUACUCGGGGGCGGUGUUACACCUCUCUUCCAGAGACGGCAGCAGGCUCCAUCCUCGAAGAUGACGGUGAAGAUGAUCUCCGGCGUUCUCCUCUUCUCCGGCGUUGUGGGGCGUAUGUUGGCCAACUGGCAUAUAUGUGCACAGGUUUCGUUUCUUCGAAUGUUUUGGUGCGUAGUGUUGGACAACGACGACGGCGGCCCUUUCGUAUGCGAAGAUCUGGUGGAUUCCGAGACAAAGGCUACUUGGAAGUGGAUUUUGACGAUUAUACGAGAUGACCUAGGCAUUGGUAGAGGCAAAGAAUGGGCAUUCGUUUCUGAUCAAGAGGAGGGAUUGAUGUUUGCAAGACACAUCUAUGUAAUAUGAAGAAAAAUUCAUCCAAGCAUUGAAAGGGAAAUAGAG